AUGUCUGACCAGAAACAAGGGAAAGAAAGGCAGAGAGGUGGAAAUAAAAAGGGUACAGGUAAUAAGAAAGAUAAAAAAGAGACACCAACGGACAACUCUCCACAAGGUAAACUGUCAUUACUUUGAUUUUUUAAAUACGAAAUAAUUUAUUAGCAAAAGUAGGCUAACGGAAAGUUAUCGCUAUUAUGUAUCUAUUCAAACCCGGUAUUUGUGAAGGUGAAAGUCGAGGUGAGUGCUACAGGUGUUUGGGUGAGUGAGGGUAACUUUAACUCAAGGCCACGAGUUGAAAACAUGCCUACGGACUUUUAGUCCAUGAAACACUCACUAUUUUAUUACGUCUAAUGGAAACACACUUUUGCAUUAUUCGAAGAUAAAUUAUUUGCUUUGACUAAAUGGUGACUACAGUAAGUUUGGUCAGAUAAAAUUGUUGUUCCUUUCAUAACCAAAUUAAGCCGAAAACAUUGUCUUCUUGGCGCACGUGAGACACAAUUUAGUGAAACUUUAGCUAAACUUCUCAUAGAUUCUUUCUUAUUUAAGUGCAUAGAUUUUUAUCAAGUUAAAGAUAGUUUAUUUAUUUUUGGCAUUGCAAUGUACUUAUAGAAGAAUUUGAAUAGUAAAGUAGGCGCCCAUCAAGAGUCGUUUAUAUCACAGUCCUGUGAUUUGACAGGUGCAACCCGUUUUAAAUUCCUGGUGUUCCUGAUAAACUGUAGUUACGUGAACUUUAAAAAGUCAAAAAUGCAAAUAAUUUAUGCAAACAAGUUGCUUCUAUCCAUGGCUUUCUUUAACUGUCAGCCGUGGGAGUUCAAUUUCUCAGAAUUGUAAUAUCUAGGACAGAUCAUUGUUAAUACGGGACACUUUCAUGGCUAAAACGUCGGCUAACAUCAGGAGUGGAAAUAUCUUGGGUUUGAAACACAACCUUACCCAGCUUUGAUCCCUGUUGUUGAGUUUCCUGCUUGUGGCAGUGUCCAUUUGGUGGCAGAUGUGGAAUAAUUUGGGGGUCUUUGGGGAACUUCCUAUUUGACAGGUGUUGGGUCCGUUUUUGCAAAGCUCAGUUACAGCCAGACCUAUGCUGCUUUUAUUGAUAGUUUUAUUUGUACAAAUUCAUAGAUCUUCUGUCAAUAUGAUGCAAAAUGGAGUGCAUUGGAUUUGAAAACGCCAGACUAAAAUCUGUGCCCAUAUUGAUAGAUGGCCUAACUGUGGUUUUUGCCAUUGAGAGUGAAUAUUGUACAUUGUCUAAGCAGAUUCCACUGUGAUAUAUAUCAUGCUAUUAAUCAAGUUAUUUGUCCUGUGAUCAACAUGCACAGUAGGCUGAACGUACAGGUAGAGGCAUAGUACAAAAGCAUUGUGUUUGCUUGAGGCCUUUGACAAUGCAUUGUUCAAUUCAUUUCAAUUCAAUACACCUUUGAAUUUUUCCUGGCCAAAUACAGCAUGGAGAGAAUUCUGGUCAAUGUGUUCAGCACUGCAAUAAAAUACAGGAAUGCCAUCAGUAGUCCAAUGGCCGUCUCAUUUCUGUACUGAACAGCGAUGCAUCAUAAUUACUGACAGCGGUGCAAUCAAGCACAUCCCCAGCAAAACUCUUCUGUUUGAAAACUGUGAAAAUAUGCUGCAUUGUCUGAUAUAUAAAUUAGCACACAAACAUGCUUUGAAAUGAUUGACAAUGGCAAUGGGGUUGGGCCCAUCUUACUGUAUGGUCGCUCUCCUCUCUACCAGAAUGACUUUGAAGACCAUAACAUCUGCCAUAUCUUUUUAAAGAAAUUAUAGAGAAUUAGACCAAAAGUUACUCUGAAGUUACCAAGCCAGUCACAAUAGUCCUGGGUCUCCUGGUCAAGAAGUCUGGCGAUGUCCAGACCUCUCAACUCUUGUCUGGAACACAGUAUUAGAUCAUGGAAUUCCUCCCUUACUGGCGUAGCAUGGCUUGGAAUGUUGACUGAUCCGUGUAAAUUUGCGGUUUGAAAAACGCGGAGGAGUUCCCCCAAAGGGAGCUCCUCCAUGACAUGGGGAAACAGCUGAAAAGGCUGGCCAGGACUUAGCGGUGUCCCGACCCUGAGCAAACAAAGAGAUGGGCAUAAAUUAAGUUAUCCCCCUUGCAGUUUUGCUCCCUCUAUGUGCUUUUAUAGCCACAAGGUUCAUUUUCAGGCAGAAUAUGAAUGGAAAAUAGAUGUUUAAUGAACUCUGUCCAUGUUGUUUGGCUUGGUGCUGGUUUCUGAAAUGUUAGUGCUGUGUCAUUGACAAAGUAUGAACAUAGAUGUUCUUAUGACAUUUAUUUUACAGGACAGAUGAUUGCAUCUUCCUCCUCCAAAAAAUCUUUAAUUCUAGAUAGAUUUCCAUCAAACUGGCAACAGACUUUCAUGCGAAUAUUCAAAAAUCGGCAUAAAAACAUUUUCCCACCAGAGAUGUUUCCAUCAAAUUGACUUGUUGCGGAUAAAAGACUGUGCAUGACGUAGUGCACAUAAAAAUACCUUUUUGCAUUAAAUUCCCGUGUACCGAAUAGAAGUUAAAUGGGUUUCCAUCGCAUUUUCCCCUCUACUGAUGGUUUUCUGGUGCGUUAUGUUGCCAUUUUCACCUCUACUGAUGGUUUUCUGGUGCGUUAUGUUGCCAGUGUGCCCACUCUGGCACUAGCAUGUGCGCUCUAGACAACAGCUCGCAUAUAUGUGGGUAGAGCCUACAUGAUGAGAUUGUUACGGACAAAGAGCUAGAUUAUUUUUAUUUGUCAAACGGCAGCCAAGUAUCGAUGAUCAUGUCACCAGAAUAAGACCCCGAUAUUUAUUAGAAAGGAGCAUCAAACUGAUCACCUUGGGGAUGCAGGUAGUCUAGCGGUUAAGAGCGUUCGGCCAGUAACCGAAAGGUCACUGGUUUGAAUCCGCGAGCCGCCAAGGUGGAAAAAUCUGCCGUUCUGCCCUUGAGCAAGGCAGUUAACCCCCGGGCGCCGAUGAUGUCGAUUAAGGCAGUCCCCCGCACCGCUCUGAUUAAGAGGGGUUGGGUUAAAAGCGGAAGACAAAUUUCAGUUGUGCAACUGACUAGGUAUCCCCUUUCACUUUCACCACCCUGUGAAGUUCAUAACCUAUUUCAUCUGUAGCCUAAUAAACUGCUUGCUUUCCAGACAACGAGUCGUAGUGGGAGGACCACACAACAUUUCUCGUUUAGUACAUUUUACCGACACAAAAACUCCCACCUUGUCUAGUGUAUUUCGAUUUGUCGACAUUUGGAAAGUUGACUUACAAAUGUUCUGUUUCAGUCAGGCCUGUCAUGCCUUUUUGUAUCCGACAUGUAACAUCUCUCAUUUGUCCACUGUCUGCAUUGUGACCAGAUUAAGUUGGUGCCUCCCUGUAUGCAAAUUAUUUGACAGAUAUUCUUUCAAAAUAUGUUUGAUCUAUUUUUUGGUGUGACAAUUACUGAUGCCAUAAGUCAAUGAUGCUACCUGUCAAUGAUUUGAGUGAGGUAUAAUGAUAAUUUAAAUUGUUUGACCAUCCAGAUCUGUUUACACUUGAUUAAUAUCCAGACAUAAUGCAUGCCUGGUUCACUGGCUUUAUUGUCCCCAUGGGGAAAUGUAGUUGCAGUAUCUCGUACCUGUUUAAUGUGGCGUUUAAAUACAGUAGACAACAAAUUGACAAUACAAAAUUCAUAAGUUACAUACAGUAUAUACCGAUGAAAGAAAACCAGCCUGCUGGCCUCACUGGGUGGAUAGGAACAUUAACCCAAACUGUUUACGAGGGAUAUCACACCUUGCACAAAUGAUUGUCUAGUUCUGUUUAGUUCUAACUACCUCACAAUCAGAUCACAAUGUGUCACUUUAUUUUAAUCGUCUCCACCUGUCUAAAAAUGUUGGCACAAUCAGAAUGUGGACAAGAUCAGGACAAAGGGUGCGUGUUAGAACCAGGUAUAAAGAUCUUAUGGCUCAUUUUAUUAGUUGUAUGACUGUUGCUUAUUAAUCGACUCUCCUGAAAUUAAAUGUAAUAGUGCGCUAACAGUUAUAGAAAUGUAGGCUAAAGUAUUAGCCCACUGGCCCCUCUCCCUAGUACAGUCAUGACUCACAGAGCCGUGCCUCUGUUGGUCCCAAGUUGCACCACUAAGAGGAUUAGGCUGAAACGAGAAGCGCUCAAAUAUGCAACUACGUGUACAGUAUUGUUUUGUCUGAGGUCAUAUUUUCUUUCAGUAAUGCGCUGUAUUCCAGGUAUUUCUGUCAGCCUCUUCCUCGCCAGUGUCUCUUUAGAUGUUUGUCUAUUUUCACAGGCGUAACCAUCAUGAGAAUGUUAAAGUCCACAGUCAUUUUUUAGUUGUUAGGUUACCUGUGAGAAUAGAGCUUUUGUCUAAGCUUUUCAACAGUUGGGAAUGUUGAGAAGUUAGUGUCAACACCUUGACACGAAAGGGCUCAUGUUUCUUGUUUUUCAAGAGGGCUAGAAUUACUUUUCCUCCCUUACUCAAUGAAUUCCAUCUCAUUUCUUAUCAGAUUAAAUAUUUUCUUUUAUAGGAAAGGUUCCGUUUGGGUUGGGCUCCUGCUCUUCUAAAAUGAUCAUUAAGGAAGUGAAAGUAUAGCUGCUCUGACAAAGGGAGUUUCCCCACAGCAAACAAAAGGGAGGCCAUGAAUGAAUGAACACACACACACACACUGAUUUAGGUGGGAAACCCUUGUGUGAUUCCCUCAAGCUUUGCCCAGUUCAGGCGCUGUGAGCUCUGUUGGGGUUGAGCAACAGUUGUGUAAUAAUGACAGAUCUGCCCAGAAAUGAAUGGGGUUUAAGUUUAACCCAGCCCAGAGAGAUCGCAGCGGUUCUGUGUCCAGUGUCUCCAGAGAGCUCUCGUAAUGUACCUGUGUCAAUUAUCUGUUCCUUCAAAGAACACCUGGAGUUUGUAACCAUGGAUGAGAUUCAGUCAAACAUUUGGAUUGAGAGUUUUGCUCUCUAAUAUGAAUUUACAUUGAUGCACAUAUUUUUGUAAAAUGUCAACUUCUGGCAAGUUAAGUCUCUUGAAUAGUAAACUAGCAUCCUCAACUAUGCAAGAGUAACUUUUUAUUUUACAUGUUGACUUGUUCAAAUUGGCUAAAAGAGAUUGGUUGAUAAAACGUUUAUUUGAUUACUGCAGAUUUAAGUUCCUGCAGGCGCUAGUUAGCUAUUGCUAAAUGGUUUUUCUACAUCACUUACAAUGAAUUGCCUCAGAGACUAUCCAGAGGUUUAACCGCAGGAGGUCUCACUGAGCAUUGGAUCAACCGCAACAAGCAGAACCAAAUGAAUGUUUUACAUGAACUCUGUGUUCAAAACUGUCGCUCUAGUGUGCAUUAGACGUCGUUGAGGUAUGGGGUGUUAUGUCAAGACUGAAUUCCUUGCCUAACAAUAUCAAAUACCUUACACCUGCUCAAAUAUUGGCAUAGUCUGAGUGCAACUAGUGAUUUAACCAAUACCUCUUCAUUCAUGUUCGAUGGGAAUAUGAGCCCGACAGAGUUCCAUGUUUGUGUGUGUUACAUGAUGGUGCACAUACUGUAGUUAAUGGUGUAAGUUUGUAAAUACCAACAAACCAUUGAUUGAUUAAAAAAGGUAUCCAUAGGGCCUCCCGAGUGGCACAGCGGUCUAAGGCACUACAUCGCAGUGCAAGAGGCGUCACUACAGACCCGGGUUCGAUCCCGGGCUGUAUCACAACCGGCCGUGAUCGAGAGUCCCGUAGGGCAGUGCACAAUUGGCCCAGCGUCGUCCGGGUUAGGGGAGGGUUUGGCCCAGCGUCGUACGGGUUAGGGGAGGGUUUGGCCCAGCGUCGUCCGGGUUAGGGGAGGGUUUGGCCCAGCGUCGUCCGGGUUAGGGGAGGGUUUGGCCCAGCGUCGUCCGGGUUAGGGGAGGGUUUGGCCCAGCGUCUUCCGGGUUAGGGGAGGGUUUGGCCCAGCGUCGUCCGGGUUAGGGGAGGGUUUGGCCCAGGGUCGUCUGGGUUAGGGGAGGGUUUGGCCCAGGGUCGUCCGGGUUAGGGGAGGGUUUGGCCGGGGGGGCUUUACUUGGCUCAUUGCGCUCUAGCGACUCCUUGUGGCGGGCCGGGCGCCUGCAGGCUGACCUCAGUUGUCAGGUGAACGGUAUUUCCUCUGACACAUUGGUGCGGCUGGCUUCCGGGUUGGGCGGGUCAUGUUUCGGAGGACACAUGACUCGACCUUCGCCUCCCGAGCCCAUUGGGGAGUUGCAGCGAUGAGACAAGAUCGAAAUUGGGGGUAAAAUACACUUAUAGUAUGUUGUUUAUUUGGGUCACUUUUGACACUUGGUUCACAGAUUCACUUUGGUAUCGCACAAUAGCAUGGAAUUCUGAAACAAUUUGGAGGAUGUCAAAGCUGUGGCAUGGCUUUUAGGGAGGAUUUCUGGUUUCUUGCAAUCAUACCACCCUUCAAAAAAACAAAACACACCUGUGCAUGCGCGUACACAACCACGCAUCAUUGACUGCCAAGUGAAGUUAAUUUGUCACAUGCACAGGACACAUAUGGUACACAGGAGAGCCCUGAACGGGCAUGAAACCCUACCCAGGCCCGCAACGUUCAAACCCUACCCUACCCAGGUCCGCGACGUUCAGACCCUACCCUACCCAGCUCCGCGACGUUCAAACCCUACCCUACCCAGGUCUGCUACGCUCAGACCCUACCCUACCCAGGCCUGCGACGCUCAGACCCUACCCUACCCAGGCCUGCGACGUUCAGACCCUACCCUACCCAGGCCUGCGACGUUCAGACCCUACCCUACCCUGGCCCGCGACGCUCAGGCCCUAGUCAGGCCCGAUUGCGUCUGCCAAAUUUAAGGCCCGGCUCUGCCUGAAAUCAGAGAGAACUUCCUCUGUUAGUAAAUCCAUUAGCUGCUCCUCUCUGUCUGUCACUAUGUCCCUGCACGAUGCUCGCUCUGCAUGCACCCUGUUCAUGGCAGCUCUGGGUCUGUGAGUAUCCAUAGCAACGGAUCUGCUUGGGCUGCUCUGCUCAAUGUCGAGACAUGAGAGAGCAGUUAGCUGUUAGCUACUUAUCGUCACUCUAAACUCACAGAUUUUUUUCCCCCCGGUGAAAUCUCUCCUGUUUUAUAUUUGACGAGGUCGACGCACUUCUGACACCAUGUUAUGAUCUUAGUCAGAUAUGACUGUACUGCGCAGCAGAGCACGAGCAAAUGGCUCAGCUUCAAAAUGUUAGUGAUCAAUUUAGCGAUAGCCGAGCCCUGCCCUAGUUAUUGAUGAGAAAACAGGCCCUACCUGGCCCUAACCCAAUGUAUAAUGAUAGGCUAGGGUCUGAUAACAGAGCUCUGGUACACAGUGCAAUGAAAUGCUUACUUGCAAGUUCACUCUCAACAAUGCUGCAUAAAAUACAAAUAAAUUACAAUGAAUUCCGACGAGUAAAAGUCUUCUUUGAGUCAGUCGAGCAGUGGGUGGCGAGGCAUCUUUCCCUGCAUUAGCCUCAUUCCUUAGUAAUUACUCUCUUCGACAGCUGCAUUGACGAACCAUUACUCAGAUACAAGUUCUGGUGUCCCAUUUCACAUAGUUUUCUUUGAAUAAGCAUUGUUGGGAUUUUUCUGCUGCUGUUUCAUUAAUGAAUGAAUACUGUUGGUGAAUGGCGGUGAACAGAACAGUGGGUUGGCAGGAUUAGCAAAGGUUAUUCCAGAUGAAUAUCCUUCCCCAUGAUGGACUGGUGGUCUUCUGCUGCUGUUUUUGAAUACCUUGGGAUUGUGACAAUCGAGUAAUACCACCUUUCUUUGGCAGGCCCAAACAUUGAUUUCUAAAUCUCCUACUAACAAGUGAUGUUUUGUACUGCACAUUGACUAGGCCUAAUUUUCAAAACGUUUGCCUCUGGGGGUGCUCUUGAGCUUAAAUGGGUCCCUAUAAAUGGAUAUAAAUAUUAUCCAGAAAUUACCUCAUUGGGCAGAAAGGUAGUGUUCCCCAAGGAUUCUUUUCAGCUGCGGUGGCAGAGUUAGGGGGGGGGGGGGGGGGGGGGGACUGAUGGACUGAUGACUGACAGAUGUAAUAGGAUUUGGGCUUUCAAAGCUCAGUUGGCCGGCCAAGGCUCAAACACACCCAGGGAGGUUACCCCCCCUCCACCCAGGGAGGUUACCCCCCACCCCCCACCCCACCCCACCCAGGGAGGUUACACCCCUCCAAUGACAAUAACAAAUUAAAUCCUACGGUAGGCUGCCCAUCAAUGUGUAUGUUUUUGCUAUUUUGAAAAUCUUUCCUACUGGUACUACGGUGUCGUUAGAAGUGAAGUGAACCUGUUUUUUUUGUAAUGUUUAUUUUUUUUAAAGGAGAACGGUGCUACCCAUUCUGCCUCACUCAGACAUGAAGGAGAACAGUGCUACCCAUUCUGCCUCACUUAGACAUGAAGGGAACCAGUUAUUUUUUUUAGGAGAACGGUGCUACCCAUUCUGCCUCACUUAGACAUGAAGGGAACCAGUUAUUUUUUUUAGGAGAACGGUGCUACCCAUUCUGCCUCACUUAGACAUGAAGGGAACCUGUUUUGACCUGCUGUACUAACUGCUGCUGUAUGACUGUUGACCUGGUUCUGUGUUGCAGCUGAGCCCAAGCUGAAGGAGAUGAAGAGUGUGGAGGUCGUGGAGGGGAUGAAGACAUUCUUGAAGUGCGAGCUCGGAGCAGGGAACCCGUCCCCCAAAUUGAAGUGGUACAAGGAGGGGGUUGAGAUCGGCGGCGGCAAGAACAAACUGAAAGACACCAAGUUAAAAAGAAAGAAAGAGUAAGUACCUCCUCGUCAGUCCGUUAGAAGUCUUGAGUUCUUAAUACGUUUCUAAGACUUAUUGCCCUGUCCUUCAAAAUUGUAAUUUCAUCCGAUUAGAAGCUGUUUAUUUGUGACAUAUGCAGAAUCUGGCUGACAGUUGGAGCGGGGAAUGAUUCAUGACUUGGUAGCUUGCACGACUCUUUUGGUUCUCGCCGAGGCGGCGUGAAUGUUAUUUACACCCACCCCCACAGCCACCUCUAGUCUCCAGCACGCCUCUGGUGGCAUCUGACGGGGGCUGGACACCUGCCCCAUCACCUCUCUGCCAUAUGCUUGUUUAGAAGAUGAGAGGCUCAUAUCAUUCCAACAUAAAAGGGCCCGUAUUCAUAAAGCCUCUCAAAGUUAGAGUGCUGAUCUAGGAUCAGGUCCCAUCUGUCCACAUAAUCGUAUUUGUUAUGAUCUAAAAUGCAAAACGGAUCCUAGAUCAGCACUCCUACUCUGAGAGGCUUUAAGAAUACAGGCCCUGGUCAACAGUCAAUUGAAUCCUAGAUAGUGUCAUUUUCACGUGGAAUAAACAAGACCCACCAUUUAAUACUGAAUGGAGAGUAACUCCUUAGUUUCUCAGUAUCAACACAUUAAACCCAGGAAUGGUUUCAAAUUUGAACUGAUUUCAUAUCAUCUGAGUUCUUUUAAUAGAGUGUCCAUCUCAGGCCACUAUGCACUGUAUGUAGAGUAGAUGGAAGACUCUGGUCCCAAAUGUCUCUGUCUCCUACAGAGGGAAAGUCUCUGAGCUCCACUUCAAGAAAACCACUGAUGCACACGCUGGCUCCUACACAUGCGAAGCCAUCAACAACCUGGGAAAAACCAGCACCGUCGGUAACGUGACGCUCCUCCGCGGUAAGCCCAUUCAUAUACAACGUUUAACCUUAAAAUGUUGACAUUAUUGCUUCAUGACAGCUAAUUGCAGAGGUAGUAUGUGAAAAUGUGCGUGUUGUGUUCAUUGGGGGCUUUGUAACUGAAUGAGUAGCAUUGAGGUGUCCCUCCUCAGGCCCAGAGUGGAGAUGAUGUGGGGGUUACGGUCCCCUAGGUGGGGUUAGGGUCCUCUGGGUGGGGUUAGGGUCCUCUAGGUGGGGUUAGGGUCCUCUGGGUGGGGUUAGGGUCCUCUGGGUGGGGUUAGGGUCCUCUAGGUGGGGUUAGGGUCCUCUAGGUGUGGUUAGGUGGGGUUAGGGUCCUCUAGGUGGGUUUAGGUGGGGUUAGGGUCGUCUGGGUGGGGUUAGGGUCCUCUGGGUGAGGUUAGGGUCCUCUAGGUGGGGUUAGGGUCCUCUAGGUGUGGUUAGGUGGGGUUAGGGUCCUCUAGGUGGGGUUAGGGUCCUUUAGGUGGGGUUAGGGUCCUCUAGGUGGGGUUAGGGUCCUUUAGGUGUGGUUAGGGUCCCCUAGGUGGCUUGGUCCACUCGUCAUAGAGCCACAUCAGAGGAUUCUGGCCUGACACCGAGUUGCUCUGAGGGAGAGCGAGCUCUUCACCUUGUGCUUGUCCAUGCUCCUCACUGGCAUUUUAGUCAAUAGGGGGCAGCUGCCAUUUCUAACCUGACGUUUCAGUUUAAUAGUACUGCAGACCAUUUUCCAUGAAACAACCAAUCCAAGCUAAAAGGUCCUUUAUUGUAAGCUGUUUCACAGAUUCACCAACACAGGUAAGUCUGAACAUUUAAGAGUUUGAUUUUAAAACACGUUUUACUAGUUGUGGUAUCCAGAUACAUAUUGCAGCAUGUUAUAACAUUUUAAGUCGUCACAAGAUGUUGAAAUACAGGUUAUAAAUGCCGACUGUGCAAACGGUGUAACUUGCCCAAAGCACGUACAGUCUGUUCUGCGCUAGAGCAACUUAUGUGCUCCGCCUUUUCUCACUCCGCCGGUUUGCCAGUCUCGCCAAAAAACACUGACGUUGAUCAACUUCUGACUGAUCGAAGAGAAAAUCCCGGGGCCAUUAAUAUCGCAAACAGGUAAAUGCUCGAUGUCACGCUGGCUCCAAGUCUCAUCCUCUCCUCUCCACUCACACACAAUUUUGCGACGUUGCAAGAGUGAUCAGUAUGCGGGCCAGUUUAAAGCGACCACUCAAUCACUUCUUUCAAUUAGCCAGUAGUACUUCUCUGAACGGCUGCCAAUGGAGAGAAAAGGGCCAUGUCAGCCACCUCUUGACUGAGGCGUUAGCCCAGCAAUGACAAGCGGUGGGAACCCCUGGAAGCCGUCUAUGCUAAUCACCGCUAGUUAGCCCUGUUUGACGUGGACAGCUAGGAGACUGAAUCAUUCACUCAUUGUAUAUUUUAUAUUCUGUUGCUGGCAGCGGCAGGUGAUAUGUUACCCUGGUCUGCAGUAUCUUGUCAUUUCAGGUCUCAUUCUCUAAUCACGUUAGGCCUACUGUGACACACACGAUAGAUUUGAUUGGCUGGCUAAGGUUAGCGACACUUGAGCACAUCUGAUAUCUACGAGAACAUACUGGAUUAUCAGCUUUGACGUGCUUCAUCUCUGUUGGCCCCUUGUACAUAUCCAAGUUCUUUACUGUGCCACAGUUUAGGAUUUCGCUGUACUCUGGUAAAUUGCGUUAACUGCAUCAGACUAAAGUGCAAAUUAAUUCCUGGUGUUCAUUUCUAUUGAUGUAAUCUCCUCCAUUUUCUGAUCCUAUUUUUAAAGUCACACAAUGGCAACUUGAUAUAGCGGUCUGUCCUCUUGAAAUAAUGGUCUGUCCUCUUGAAAUAACUGUUUUGUCCUGUCUUUCUCACAUAAAGUCUCUCGGUUGGCAAACAGGCUAGGGUAAACAGCGAAAUAAUUAGUAUACUUCAGUUUUUGCUGGGUAUUACUCAGUUUUGCAGUGGAAUGUGAAGGAUUUUAACCCUAAUCACCUUCAGGUGUGUUGGAGACAUUUGUACCCACCUACCCAGCGGGCAAAAGUGGUUGUAAUGACUGCAUUUCAACCACAUAUGCCCACUAGAUACUCGGCAGGGGUCGGUGGGGGUUGGUAGGGGUGGCAAGAGGAACCCUGGUCUAAUGGAAAUGCGGAGUUAAACUCCCUUACAGACUCACUAUGAAAAAUGAAUGUAUGUACUAAAAAUUCUCGCAGUAAGAGUUUUGUUGAGGGUUGCGGCACUAAAAAGGCCCUUUCCUAAACCAGCAUGCCCCUGCUACUCCUUCCGCCCUUGGCAUCUAUUUACAGUGAUUAGCUGGUUGCUUUCAGCUAUCUCAUUUGGAUGCUAAUUAGGUUUUGGGGGCUAACGUUUGCGGUCGAGCAGUUUGAUAUUACUAAUGUGUAUUUGCAGUGUUAUUCUACUCUCUGGGCGAAAUGUGUGUUUGACCUCCACUGUAAUGGAGAGGAUUUCUCUUCAAGUUCAGAGUGGGUUAUUUCUUGGCAUUUUAUAGAAUGUUUUCAGUGUUCUAUUUCUAUGGUCCUCUAAGCUCUGCAAGGUUGUGUGUGACUUGGUCUCUGGCUUCUCUACUUAGCUAAAUAUCAGGCUGUUACCUUAAACCUAUCAUGAGAUGAAUUUUGAUUGCCAUUAUUAUCAUAGUUACAUGGUUACCAACUAAUUAUCAUACCAGUAGACGGUGUGCUCUGGUGCUACUAUAAUAUUCAAUAGGAACAAGGUGCAGGCAGGAACUGUAAACAAUACGUAAAGGGAAUGACUUUAUGUUGCAUCAGGAAUGUCUCUUAGGACAGUGUGUUUAUUCAUUACAUUUGUUUUGCAUGGACUAUUAUUAACUCACCUUGACUGCAUUGUUAUCUGAACACCUCCAAUUUGGAGCCAGUUCUCUCUGGUUUCAAGGAGCCCUACUGUUUUGCGAAGGCAUUUUUUGGCACCAUGAGUGAUGAUCUCCAUACUGUGCAGUGCGGUAAUGGAAUUGCCUACUGAGAGGGUGUUCAGUCGCCAGAUUCCCAGGGGUAACAAUCGUGACUGUGGAUAACCUUGACAUGCACAGACAGACAGUUUCCGUUAUUACAAGGGUACACAAUAACGGCAAGAACAAAUAUCAGAUGAUGUCUUAAACAAGAUACAAAGGCAGUCAACUAGAUAGUCCCUGGAUUGGAUCUCAGCCAGAACUGCCAUUUUGUCCUUUCAGUGUCAUCUCCCUUCAAUGAAGAAACAUUUAACUAGCCCUUUUCCUGCAACUUGAAAGCACAGGCCAUCACUAGGCCAUCCAUGGUCACCCUGCUCUGUCUUAGUUGGGGCUUUUCAUUUGUUUACCCUUAAAGGGAAGUCAUUUCUCAGUGUUUCCUGGAACAUAAUGACCCCCAUCAGCCAAUUGUAGCGGGGAAUUGAUGAGGCUUGAGCAGAGACGGCCUAGCAUCGGAAGGUCACACAGAAUGUGAAAAGCAUGUUGGUCUCCUCCUCAAAUCGUUUGAAUAUUUGAAUCAAAUUUGUCCUGUUCACCAAAAACCUUUAUAAGAUUAGGUUUUGACAUUUUGUCGAGAUAUUCUCUAUUUUUCAGCCUAUUUCCACACUUCAGUGAGGAGUGAUGUGUGGUCCGAAACUGUGCCAUCUGACUCAUCAAAAGUUGGAAUGGGUUCAAAGCAAAAUUGCCCUUAAGAAAUAUACUGUCCUUUUAUAAAAGCUGUUUUGAACAUCCACGAAAUGUAUUGUUUUAAGUUAACACAGCCUUUUAAUGUGGACAGAAGGUUGGAACGAGGGUAGUGGGAAAAUGGGCUCAGUGUUAUAAAGUGAUGAGUGAGCUGACAUUGCAGUUGGUGGAAAAUGGAUGGCUCGCGGCCUCGAGAGGCUUGGAUUUGGCUGGCAGAACUAAACUGUUACAGAGAUCAUUAGCCUUGGCUAUUUGCAUAUUUAGGACCCAGGUAUAAAUUGGAGAUUUGAACCUUGUCAUCAGAUGCUAUUCUACUUCUUCUCUUGAAGUAUGUUCUAUGAACAGGCUGAUUCUGCUGACGGCUUCAACCUAUCCCCAUGAAGUGUUUCCCUGUAUCGGCAGAUACAUCAUUCAUGCCUAAUUGAAAAUAAAACAAUCUGAAAUACUUGUGGAGACAUUUUCUAAUGUUCGAAGAAGGCAAUGUGAUGUCGAAAUGACUGGGAGCUUGUAUAAAGAGUGUAACUCUCUUAUUUGUAUAGCCUACAGUGUACUCUUCGUUAGUCAGCACCUCUAGUAACUGUUUCUGGGUGUACGCCAGCUCAUGCCUUUCACUAGACAUUUCUAAUGUGACACAAUAUGCAUGUGUCGUGUCAGACAACGUGUUAUCUAGGCCUGCUAUAUUGUGAGACUGUUUCCAAAGCCUUUUCACACAUCUCCAUUCAAGCAUGGUCGACAACACUUGCUACUCUUUUUUUUUUCUUCCUCAGCCAACGUCGCAAUAUGGUGAGGGAUUGUUGUUUCGCUGGAACUGGAACAUGAACAUCUGUGGUCAGGUUAGCAGCACUACAUGCUUUAGGACACGUCUGGAGCACAUGUCCGGGCAAUAAGCAGAUGUUGGGCUGUGUGGAGGGAUAGUAUGUCAAACAAACCCACGUCAGUCAUCCCAGGAUAAGGCCUUUCUGCGAAGAAAACAGACAAUGUCAUGUCAAUGGUAUUUGGACAUGACGCCAUUAAAAAAAAAAAAUACUAAGCACAUGUCAUGUUUUCUUAAGCCCACUAUCUACAUGGCUCUCGUUUCAAAUACAGUGCAUUAAUUAAAACGUCUAGACAUCUAUGACUGUUGUCUGGUGGAUAUAGCGCUCAUCCCAUUGGAGUGACUGGCCAGGUCAGGGGAACUUCCCGAUGACAGGAUUCAUUUCCUGCAAUUCCGCCUUGCUAGGAUCAUUGUAAAUGUUUAUCGAUGUGUUACGUUUCACAGGAGAUAUGA
Coregonus sp. 'balchen' is the source of this 14483-nucleotide messenger RNA. Lineage: Eukaryota; Metazoa; Chordata; Actinopteri; Salmoniformes; Salmonidae. The record is from the annotation of a GenBank genome assembly.